AUGGGUUGUACACAGGCAAAAAUACAACAGGAUACUUCUAUUGAUAAUGAAAUUAAUAAGAAAAGCGCUGUUUCUAAUGAUUGUCUCAAGGCUAAUCAUGAAUUUGAAAGAAGACCAAGUGCCAACUCAAAGACAAAAUCACAUCUUGUUAAAUUUACAUUGACAAAAGAAGAAAAAGUUAUAAUUCAAAAGUAUUGGGAAAAUACGGUUUUGGUGCAGAUACCGGAUCUUUUUUUAAGAACUAUGUUAAAUUCAAUUAAAGAGAGUCCAAAACUUUUAGAUGUAAUUAAUUGCAGAAUGGGAGAUCCUAAUAUUCCUGAACUGUCGGAAUGGCCAAAAUUAAAGUGCAUGGCAAAAGGAAAUUGCAAUUUUUUUACUAAACAAAUAGUUGAAAAUCAUUUAGAAGAAUCAUUAGUUAGAAAAGAUAGUGAAGUAUUAGGAGCUAUACAUAUACAAUAUUCUCCUUAUGGUUUUAAACCAACAUUUCUUGAUAUAUGGCAUAAUAAUAUUUUAAAAUUAAUAAGAGAAGAAGUUAAUUUUGAUUGUGAAAAUAGUAAAGAAAAAUUUUUAAGUGCUUUUACAAAAUUAGCACAUUUCUUAAUAACAAUACUUAUAGUUGAGUACGAGGAUCAUAUGAAAUCUGUACGCCUUCAUGAUCGUGAAGUUAGUAGAUCUCAAAAUGAUGGAAUUAGUCCAUGUCCUGCUGACUUUUAA
Messenger RNA from Strongyloides ratti, 714 nucleotides. Its product is annotated as Globin, structural domain-containing protein. Bases 1 to 714 code for a protein of 237 amino acids. The record is from RefSeq and is a predicted model, not a curated record. The transcript has 2 exons. NCBI's taxonomy places the organism in Eukaryota, Metazoa, Nematoda, Chromadorea, Rhabditida, Strongyloididae. Gene Ontology annotation, molecular function: heme binding; oxygen binding.